Molecule: messenger RNA, 1358 nt
Organism: Conger conger (European conger)
Lineage: Eukaryota; Metazoa; Chordata; Actinopteri; Anguilliformes; Congridae
Product: alanine aminotransferase 2-like
Exons: 10
Coding region: 138-1358 (406 amino acids)
Biological process (GO): biosynthetic process
Molecular function (GO): pyridoxal phosphate binding; L-alanine:2-oxoglutarate transaminase activity
Source: RefSeq, a predicted model, not a curated record
GUCAAACUGAAUGAAAGCACAGCAAGCAGAAAACGAGAACGCAUCCGGAAACAAAUGCUCAAUAGUUACCACUGGAGAAACGAACCACGGAUUUGACAAGAGGGCAAAAGGACAAAAAGUGCUGCCACCAGAAAGGAAUGUCUUUUCUGAAAAAUGUAAUCGCAGGGAAAAGAAGGAUUUGGCCUUCUCAUCUGGAAAAAUUGAUCAGAGCUGAGACUCAGCAGUGGGAACAGAAACCAUCCAAACGCAUCAUAGAUGCCAGCUGGGGUGAUGCUCACAGGAUGGGAAUUAAACCGAUCUCCUUUGUACGCCAGGUCACUGCUGCUUGCCUUUACCCUGAGCUUCUCCACAGUGAGAGGCUCCCAGUGGAUGUUCAAAUGAGGGCUCAGAGAUUCCUGAAACAGUGUGAUGGAGGGAGUGUGGGUGCAUAUACAGUACCGUGUGGUGUCGCUCAUGUGAAACGCAAUGUGUCCGAUUUUAUCUUGCGACGGGAUGGGGGGAUACCUUCUAACCCCGACAACAUCUUCAUCUGCAAUGGCUCUCAGUCAGCUCUUAUGGUUAUUUUGAAGCUUCUGUCCUAUGGAAAAGGCCUGUCCCAAACAGGGAUUCUAGCCCCACUACCCAACUACAGCAGUUUCAAUCUGAUGCUGGCAACGCAGGGUACAGUGAUGGUGCCCUAUCAUCUCUGUGAGGAAGAAGGCUGGUGUCUGAAAGUGGAGGAGCUACGCAGAGUCCUCCAUGCCGCGAGGAGUCACUGUAGCCCCAGAGCUCUGUAUGUCAUAAAUCCUGGAAAUCCCACAGGACAUAUUCAGAGCAGAGAGUCCAUUGAAGAUGUGAUUCGGUUUGCUGCUGAAGAGAAGCUCUUCCUGUUAGCUGAUGAGGUGUACCAGGACAUUGUGCACAUGGAGGGCUGUGAGUUUAUCUCCUACAAGAAGGUCUUGUUUGAGAUGGGGCCAGAGUACUCAGACACAGUGGAGAUGGCUUCAUUUCACUCAAUUUCCAAGGGCUUCAUGGGAGAAUGUGGACUGCGUGGAGGUUACAUGGAGCUUCUGAAUGUCAACCCGGCAGUCAUGCAGUUGACACACACACUCAUCUCCACCAUGUCAUGCUCUUCCGUAAUGGGCCAGAUUGCUCUGGACAUCUUGGCUGACCCCCCGCAGGUCGGAGAUCCCUCAUACCCCACAUAUUCAGAGGAGGUCCUGUGCAGACGGAACAUGCUGGCCUGGAACAUUCGUCUGGCCCAGGAUGUCCUUGGAGGUCUACCCGGGGUGAUUUGUCAGCCGGUGAUGGGUGGUAUAUAUGUCUACCCCCGUCUGCACCUCCCCUCAAGAGCAGUGGAGCAGGCCAAGGUCAGUUGA